AUGAAAUCGGUGAUUGAAAGGUAUAACAGUUUCAAGGAAGACCAAGUGACAAAUCCAGAAUCUGAAGUCAAGUUUUGGCAAAGGGAGUCUGAAAUUUUAAGGCAGCAACUACAGACUCUACAAGAAAACCAUCGGCAAUUGAUGGGAGGACAACUUUACGGUUUGAGCAUCAGAAACCUACAAGAUCUUGAGAGACAACUGGAACUUAGUCUCCAAGAAAUCCGAAUGAGAAAGGAGAAAAUUCUGACAGACGAAAUCCAUGAGCUGAACCAAAAGGGAAACCUAAUCCAUCAAGAAAAUGUGGAACUUUAUACGAAGGUAAACCUCAUUCAACAAGAAAACACACAACUACACUGCGGAACAAUAGAGGUUUAUGGCACAACAGAUUCGGCCACACUCGCACCAAGCAAAAAUGCAUUUGCUCAGUUUCCAUAUGGCAGCGGCGGAGGAGAGUAUCCACAAACAUUAUUUCAACUUCAGUUAUGCCAGCCUGAGCAAGAACAGUACUGCGAAACCUCAGGUAGUGCAACUGCAACAAAAUGA
Molecule: messenger RNA, 543 nt
Organism: Vicia faba (fava bean)
Lineage: Eukaryota; Viridiplantae; Streptophyta; Magnoliopsida; Fabales; Fabaceae
Source: the annotation of a GenBank genome assembly